ACACUAGUCUAGUCUCUUAAACGAUCUGGUCACGACGCUUACGACAGAAGAUAUUCGAAUGGGAAUCAGCACCAUUACAUUAUCGGAUAUUAUACGGGAAGUGUGGUGCACCACACGAAGAACUAGUGUUUUGGAGGCUUCUGUAAUUUACUGAGACGUUUGUGGUAUUGAGUCUAAAGCUCUUUUGCUUCUCCAGUAAUCCAAGACCACGAGUGGAUUCACGCGGUUGAGUACUUAACAGCUCGACUAGUUUCUAUACACCUACCAUUGAGCAAGUCUUUUAACAUCACCGUAGUUUAUCUUUUAUAAGUAGCUGUGAGUUUUGUGGUUAAAUUUAUCUUAAAUUUAAAUGGUAAUUCAAAUGUUUUCACAUAUCGUACCGGAUAUAUAGUACAUAACGGAUCACUGGAAAUAUCGUCAAGUUUAAUGGCUGGUACUGACACACCAUCCUUGGGAUUAUCUUCAGCGGUUUCCUUACCCAUGAUCCUAUUUACCGAGUUAAAAGCUCAGCCAAAUAAUUAAGUCUGAUCUAAUUUAUUUUCAAGAACUUCACAAUUCAUAAAAGAUAUUUUGACGGUAAAAUUGACGGGAAUUUCUCGUCCACUAUCAAACGGACAUCUCAAUGACAGAAUAACUGGCACAAAAUGUUGCUGAGGUAACGCCGAGCGUCAGCGUGAAUGAAAUGAAAAGCGCCGACGCCGGCAGAAAAAUUUACGAUUGUCCAUCGCCAAGUAAUUGUCACCAUUUCUGAGGUCUAAACGUGAAAAAAAUAAAAGAAUAUAAUGCCUGGAUUCCCGAGAAGAAGAUCACUUUGGUUAAAAGCUGCUGUAGUAGGUGCCACUGUCUGGUUAACCGUUUGCUUUCUCUUAUACACUGAAGACCGAACAGCUCCAGACAUUCAGGGUCUAGCUCCGUCCGGCGUAGCCGCACCUCAGGUUGCUAAUGAGUUUGCUGGAGCAGUUGCUGUUUCUAAACAAGAAACAGUUGCUAAUGUACAGAAAGUCGAAAUAAACCAGGCUUCAGGACCAGAACAAGGGGUCGGUGUCCUGGCAGCACCAAAAGAACAAGAUCCAGGUGAAAUGGGUCGACCUGUAAUUCUUCCCGCAAAUCUCUCGUCAGAAGUAAAAAAACUCGUUGAUGAUGGGUGGAUGAAUAAUGCAUUUAAUCAAUACGUGAGCGAUCUUAUUUCGGUGCAUAGGUCUUUACCAGACCCACGUGAUGAAUGGUGCAAACAGCCUGGAAGAUACAGAGAAGAUUUACCACCCACCGCUGUUAUUAUUUGUUUCCACAAUGAAGCUUGGUCUGUGCUGCUCAGAACAGUUCAUUCUGUUUUAGACAGAUCACCAGAACAUCUUAUCCAAGAAAUUAUCCUUGUAGAUGAUUUCUCCGAUAUGCCUCAUUUAAAAAGGCAAUUAUUGGAUUACAUGAUGAAUUAUCCUAAAGUAAAAAUCAUCAGAGCUUCCAAAAGAGAAGGAUUAAUUCGUGCAAGACUUCUUGGAGCUGCGGCAGCAACUGCACCAGUACUAACCUAUCUAGAUAGUCAUUGUGAAUGUACAGAAGGAUGGUUGGAGCCUCUUUUAGAUCGAAUUGCUCGAGAUCCAACUACUGUCGUAUGUCCAGUGAUUGAUGUGAUUGAUGAUACGACAUUAGAGUACCACUGGAGAGAUUCUGGUGGUGUUAAUGUUGGUGGAUUUGAUUGGAAUUUACAGUUCAACUGGCAUGCGGUGCCGGAGCGUGAAAAGAAGAGGCAUAAAAAUCCUGCUGAGCCUGUUUGGUCACCUACUAUGGCAGGUGGUCUAUUUUCAAUCGACCGCGCCUUCUUCGAGAGACUAGGAACCUAUGACAGUGGUUUCGACAUCUGGGGAGGCGAGAAUCUCGAACUGUCAUUCAAAACUUGGAUGUGUGGAGGUACGUUGGAGAUAGUACCAUGCUCACACGUCGGUCACAUCUUUAGAAAACGUUCUCCAUACAAGUGGCGAAGUGGAGUGAACGUGCUCAAGAGAAAUAGCAUAAGAUUAAGUGAAGUAUGGCUGGACGAAUAUGCUCAAUACUACUAUCAACGAAUAGGUCAGGAUAAGGGAAAUUAUGGAGAUGUGUCAGAGCGCAAGGCUUUAAGGAAGAAACUUGGCUGCAAGUCUUUCAAGUGGUACUUAGACAAUGUGUAUCCUGAACUGUUUAUUCCAGGAGAAGCUGUCGCUUCAGGCGAGAUCCGAAAUCUUGGAGAGGGUGGUGGUACCUGUUUGGAUUCACCAGCUCGUAAGUCUGAUUUACACAAACGAGUCGGGUUAUAUCCAUGCCAUCGUCAAGGCGGCAAUCAGUAUUGGAUGCUAAGUAAAACUGGGGAAAUACGUCGUGAUGAAUCCUGCUUAGAUUACAGUGGAACUGAUGUUAUUUUAUAUCCUUGUCAUGGAAGUAAAGGAAAUCAACAAUGGAUUUAUAAUCCUCAGACGAAACAAAUCAGACAUGGAAGCAGUGAUAAAUGCAUGGCAAUAACGGCUAAUAAACAACGAAUAUUAAUGGAAGAGUGUUCGCCGACAGCAGUGAGACAAAAGUGGUCUCUUGAAAAUUAUGUUCCAUCAAAAUUGUGAUAUCGAGUAUCCUCGCAUCGCCAAUCUUCAAAUCACAUUUCUAAACGAAUAAGAUCGAGGAUCAUACAUCAUCGUUAUGGCCCAAAAAGUCACAUCGACUGAUAGCAUUUACAGAUGUUUAUAUCAUCAACAUUCCUCGUCUGAUUAUUAUAAUACCGUAAUUGUUAAAUAAAAUUAUAUAUAGAAAAAAAAAAUGAAUAGACUAUAUUAGCUUGUAUUUUGACAAUUUGAUUGACAUUUAGAAUUAUUAUUCGAUCAUUAAUAUAGGAAUUAUAAAUUUUCUGACUCAAUAAAAAUAUAAACUGAAUUUGAAAGCAAGUGAACUCCAGGCACGGCCUACUCAUGUACGCACAGAUGAAAGUUAUGUAAAUAUUAUAUUGAUAAACAACAAUAAGUCGUCUGAUAAAAAAAAAAUAUAACUUUAUUAAGUAGAUAAAAAAUAAUGAAUUUUUAGAACAAUUGAUAACCAGAAAGGCAAAUUUUUUCUAUUAAAGAAUUAUAGAUAAAUGAACUGUCGACUGUCAACCAGUUUUUAAUGUAAUUAUUAAUAUUUUAUUGUGCGCAUGUUUUUUCGUCAAGUAUCAGUAUAAACGUUUAUAGAUGCCGUAGUAAACCAUUUAAAUAACCAUAUCAUAUUAAGAAUUAUUUCAAUGACGGAAUUAUGCGCCUGGAAAGUUGCAAUUAUAAAAAUUACACUAUCAAAACAUUCGACGUUUUGUUUAUCUCGUUUAAUGCCUUUUUUAUUAUCAAACUGUGGUUAUUAUUAUGAAAUGCAUGUACUUGAAAAAAAUUUUUUUAAUAAACAUAAAUAGAUAAUCGAUAAAUAAUUAUUGAAAUAAAUGAAUCAAGUACAUUAAGAAAUUACAUUCUACAAUUAUAUUGUAUAUUUGUGUGAAUUUAUCGCACUUAAUGCCAGUUUAUUCAAAUAAAUUAGAAAUAAAUUUAGUAAAUUAUAAAUAAUCAAAAUAAAAUAGAGAAAAGAAUGUAAAAUAACUAGAAAAAAAAAUGGAGAAAAUUUUUUUAAAAAUUCAGUUAUUGAGAUUAUUUUACACGUACUAGAGUAAUACUAAAUACGAAUGGGAUCUGCGUAAUUUGAUAGAAUGAUUAAAGAGUUAAUUGACUGUAUCGAGUGGAAAAAAGCCCGAAUUUACAACGUCUCGUGUGCCAAUAGCUUUAAAUCGAUACAGUUAGUGUGAAUGAAUGGCAUUUAUUGGUACGUAAAAAUAUAUCAGAAAAUAAUAUCAUGUAAGAUGUCCAAGAGCGUAUAUAUUCAAUAAGUUUGUUACAAGAUCGAUGAUUAUGAAAAUUUCAAUUUUAGAAAACGAAAGAAUUUUAUAAUUAUUUAAGUAAUUUCUGAAGAGACUAAUUAUAAAAAAUUGUAAUAAUGAAUAAUGUACUACGUGAUCGAGUAAUAUUAUUUCUUUUUUUUUUUUUUGAAGAACUUAUGGGCAUGAAUGAAAAUGUUGCAUGAUGUAUUAUAUUAUGAGCGAUUGUUAAAUAAGCAACGUUACUCUAAUCCAGAAGUAUAUAAAUAAAAAACUCAUUAGACAUGUAUAUAAAUAAUAUAUACACUACAUAUAACAUUUUAUAAACAUGGUGAAGAUGUAGCAUAUCCUAAGAUAUUAAACAAAGAAAAAAGUAACAUACGAAAUGA
This is a messenger RNA of Chelonus insularis, 4242 nucleotides long. It is a transcript of the gene Pgant9, whose product is annotated as polypeptide N-acetylgalactosaminyltransferase 9. Gene Ontology annotation, biological process: protein O-linked glycosylation. Gene Ontology annotation, cellular component: Golgi apparatus. The transcript is spliced from 12 exons. The coding region runs from base 783 to 2588 and encodes 601 amino acids. Gene Ontology annotation, molecular function: polypeptide N-acetylgalactosaminyltransferase activity. NCBI's taxonomy places the organism in Eukaryota, Metazoa, Arthropoda, Insecta, Hymenoptera, Braconidae. The record is from RefSeq and is a predicted model, not a curated record.